AUGGGCCCCGACUUGACCCUACUACUCGUUAUUUUAGGCAUAGAUUACGGUCUACCACGAGGUUUUCAUGGAAUACCAGGUCAGUACUGUGCGGUACGGACGCCGACGUGUUGCGAGAAUCGCAACGAUGAAUGCACAGCGCCAAUCCUUGGCGAUCAUCUCUGCUACUGCGACAUGUUCUGCGAUCGAGGACCCGAUGGUGGAAACGACUGUUGUCCAGAUUUUGAAGCCACAUGUCGCGGUGCAGCGUAUCAGCAUGCGGAUUUGAAUGGACAAGAAUGCGUUUCCGAUGGAAUGCGCUACAAUGAAGGUGAAACCAUCGAACAGAACUGUCAAGCAUGCACCUGUAAGAGCGGUAUGUGGACAUGCGACGAGUCAACAUGCCUUAUCCAGGAAGACCUUUUGGAAAAAGUGCAACACGGUCGAUAUUCAUGGUCCGCUCGGAACUACUCGUUCUUCUGGGGACGAAGUCUUGAUGAGGGAAUCAAAUAUCGACUGGGGACGUUGUUCCCUGAGCAGUCCGUACAAAACAUGAACGAGAUUGUCAUCAAGCAACGCGAGCUGCCGCCACACUUCGAUGCGCGCGAGAAAUGGCCAGGACUAAUACACGAGGUUCGAGAUCAAGGCGAUUGCGGAAGCAGUUGGGCCGUGUCGACAACCACCAUCUCAUCUGACAGACUCGCCAUCAUCUCUGAUGGUCGCGUAAACGCAACGAUUUCACCGCAACAGCUGCUCUCGUGCAACCAACAUCGCCAACGGGGCUGCGAAGGUGGGUACCUGGACAGAGCCUGGUGGUACAUCAGGAAACUAGGCGUCGUCGACGAACAGUGCUAUCCAUACGAGUCAGGUGUCACUCGCGAACCAGGCGACUGCCGUAUCCCGAAGCGAAGUUAUACGAAUGGAAAUGGUUUGACCUGUCCUGCGGGUGCAUCGCUGGACAGUACCGCCUAUAAAAUGACGCCACCGUAUCGGGUAGCGAGCAGGGAAGAAGACAUCAUGACUGAAAUCAUCACGAACGGUCCUGUGCAGGCGACUUUUGUCGUCCACGAGGAUUUCUUCAUGUAUGCCGGAGGCGUCUAUAGGCAUACCGAACUAGCCGAAGAGAAAGGUGAUCGAUUCACCGGACAAGGCUAUCAUUCGGUUCGAAUUCUUGGAUGGGGCGUAGAUCACUCAACUGGACGAGAUAUUCCCUACUGGCUUGCGGCCAACUCUUGGGGACGACAAUGGGGCGAGGAUGGGCUGUUCAGAAUUCUCAGAGGUGACAACCACUGCGAGAUUGAAAGUUUCGUCAUAGGUGCCUGGGGUAAAGGCGCCAAACGACGACGACGUUUCAAGAUGCGUAAGAUGCGCAGGAGAUUCCGUAAAUUGUAG
Necator americanus (New World hookworm) is the source of this 1371-nucleotide messenger RNA. RefSeq lists its product as uncharacterized. Bases 1 to 1371 code for a protein of 456 amino acids. NCBI's taxonomy places the organism in Eukaryota, Metazoa, Nematoda, Chromadorea, Rhabditida, Ancylostomatidae. Gene Ontology annotation, biological process: proteolysis. The record is from RefSeq and is a predicted model, not a curated record. The transcript has 13 exons. Gene Ontology annotation, molecular function: cysteine-type peptidase activity. Gene Ontology annotation, cellular component: lysosome.